Messenger RNA from Aspergillus terreus NIH2624, 1362 nucleotides. Its product is annotated as NUDIX hydrolase. NCBI's taxonomy places the organism in Eukaryota, Fungi, Ascomycota, Eurotiomycetes, Eurotiales, Aspergillaceae. The coding region runs from base 1 to 1362 and encodes 453 amino acids. Gene Ontology annotation, molecular function: coenzyme A diphosphatase activity. The transcript is spliced from 2 exons. The record is from RefSeq and is a predicted model, not a curated record.
AUGUCAUCUUCCAAGCACGACCCGGCCUCACUACCAAGCUCUCUCCAUAGCGUGUUGCUUGACCUCCUCAAACACCCUUAUCCUCAUGUACCCAAUCCCCCCAAUUGUCGCAAACGUGCCUCCGUCGCCCUCGUGCUUCGCGUUCGACCGACAUUCGGUCAUUGGCCAGAUUCCGACCACGCUCUCUCCAGCUUACCGGAUGACACUACAACCGAGGAACGAUUGAAUUCAUUCUUCUCCCAGCCGUGGGUAGAGCAUGGAGAUCCCGAAGUCCUGUUCAUCAAACGUGCUUCACGGGUGGGAGAUCGCUGGACAGGCCAUGUCGCUCUGCCUGGAGGCAAACGAGACCCGGAGGAUGCAGACGACCGGGCGGCUGCGAUUCGAGAGACUUCAGAGGAGGUAGGCUUGGACCUGACAACGGAAGACUAUCUAUAUGUGGGAAAUUUGCCAGAGCGAGUGGUCACAACAAGCUGGGGGUCCAUUCCUUUAAUGGUCCUGUGCCCUUUUCUCUUCCUAUCUGUUCGCAGUGAAUCCCCAACACUUAAGCUACAACCGACAGAGGUGGCUUCCACGCAUUGGGUGCCCCUCCGCGCCCUCCUCUCGCCGUCAAUGCGCACGGUAGAAUAUGUCGACAUGUCUCAGCGAUUUCGCAAUAUGGGUGGUUUUAUCGUCCGCUUGGCUCUCCGUUCUGUCAUGGGCUUUAUGCAGUUUUCAGCCAUCGAACUGGCGCCAACGGAAAGCUUGCAAAGCAACUCGACCCCGGGACUGAUUCCAGAGAAUGCGCCUGCCCCUUCACUAUUCGCCCGAUGGAAAGCAUGGUGUUUGAGCAAUCAAGCCGACUCGAACAAUCGCAACCGGCCGCUACUUCUCUGGGGACUGACCCUCGGUAUCCUUGCCGACUUCCUCGAUAUGCUCCCGCCGCAUAAUGCAGUGGAGUUGUGGAAGUAUCCUACGUUUACGACGCCUGACCUACGACUUAUUGUGAACCUUCUCACCCACCGCUUACGACAGCGCAAUAAGCUUCAAGUGAAGUCUGGGGCCCGGCCGAGCAAUACCGCUGUUGAUGGCCAGACUGCUGCACUUCCUGUGACGGAGACGACAGGGAUCAAGGAUGACUGCAAUGAAGUAGGCAUUGGUGGACUUGGGGUCGGUCGAUACUAUGGACCGUCGGACAAGAGUCCUGAAGGCACUCGGUAUGCUGUGGGAAUCAUGCUGCGAGGAUAUUAUGCCAAGCUACGCACGGCCAUUUACAUCUUCGUGGCUUGGAGGAUCGCUCUUGGGUCUGUGGGGGCGAUAUAUGUGUGGAGACUACUUCGACAAAAGCAAGUGAUUGAGAGGAUCUUUCAUUUUCUAUUACGGUGA